Messenger RNA from Didymosphaeria variabile, 936 nucleotides. RefSeq lists its product as uncharacterized. Gene Ontology annotation, cellular component: peroxisome. The transcript has 3 exons. The record is from RefSeq and is a predicted model, not a curated record. Bases 1 to 936 code for a protein of 311 amino acids. NCBI's taxonomy places the organism in Eukaryota, Fungi, Ascomycota, Dothideomycetes, Pleosporales, Didymosphaeriaceae.
AUGGGCGAACGAGGACCAGGUGUAGGAUUUGAGUUCCCGACCUUCGAGGUCGCAUGGAAGAAGAGAGAUCUACUCCUCUUCGCGGCUAGCAUUGGUGCAACAUACCCCGACGAGCUGCAUUUCCUCUAUGAACUUAAUCCUAACUUCGCUGCAUUUCCGACCUACCCGAUCAUCCUCCCGUUCAAGCACACCGACUCCGAAGUUAUUGACUUCUAUGCGCGCUCGGACAGUACGCCUAUCGCAGGCGUACCUAAAUUCGACACAAAGCAUGUGCUCGAUGGUGAGCGUAAGCUCCAAUUCCUGAAGCCCAUUCCAGUGACCAGUGAGGGCCGCAAGUUCGAGGUCAGGAGCAAAGUUUUAGGCGUAUACGAUAAGGGAAAGCCGGGCACCGUGGUGGAGACGGAGAAGGUGCUUGUGGACGCACAGUCCGGCGAGGUGUAUACCAGAGAAGUCGGUAGUGGAUUCUACGUCGGACAGGGUGGCUGGGGGGGACCCAAGGGACCGAAGUCCGUGAACUUUCCCCCGCCAGCGAACACCCCACCCACCGCAACUCGCAUCACACAAACCACGCUCGAAACUGCACUCCUCUACCGCCUCAACGGCGACUACAACCCUCUCCAUGCGACCCCCGAGCCAGGCUUAAAAAUGGGCUUCGGCGGACCAAUCAUUCAUGGUCUCUUCAGCUGGAAUAUGGCGUCGCAUGCUAUCUUGCAGCAGUUUGGCAAGUCAAAGCCCGAGCAUCUGAAGGAGUUCCAAGCGCGGUUCGCAGCGCCGGUCAAGCCAGGGGACAAGCUAAUCACGGAAAUGUGGCAGACCGGUGAGAAGGAGGGUGGGUUUGAGGAGAUUAGGUUUAUUGUCAGAGUUGAGGGAGGCAAGACUGUCUUGACGAACGGAAGGGCGCUGGUGAAGGUUGCGGAAGUGAAGGCUAAAUUAUAG